AGGAGGACUCAAGUGCCCUAGCUCUAAGGAGCAAAGACAGAAAGAAUCCUGGCCUAGCCAACAGCAGGGGAGGCCUCAGGAGCCACACAAAGGGCACAACACCGCAGGUCAUGGCUGAGAAGACCAAAGAGGAGACCCAGCUGUGGAACGGGACUGUACUCCAGGAUGCUUCAAGCCUCCAGGACAGCGUGUUCUCCUCUGAAAGUGACAACAGCCUCUACUUCACCUACAGUGGUCAGUCCAACACUCUGGAGGUCAGAGAUCUCACCUACCAGGUGGACAUGGCCUCUCAGGUGCCUUGGUUUGAGCAGCUGGCUCAGUUCAAGUUACCGUGGAGGUCUCGCGGCAGCCAGGACUCCUGGGAUCUGGGCAUCCGAAAUCUGAGCUUCAAAGUGAGGAGUGGACAGAUGCUGGCUAUCAUAGGGAGCGCAGGCUGCGGGAGAGCCACAUUACUCGACGUUAUCACAGGCAGAGACCAUGGUGGCAAGAUGAAAUCAGGACAAAUCUGGAUAAACGGGCAACCCAGCACGCCUCAGCUGAUACAGAAGUGUGUGGCACAUGUGCGCCAGCAAGACCAGCUGCUCCCCAAUCUGACUGUCAGAGAGACCCUGACUUUCAUCGCCCAGAUGCGCCUGCCCAAGACCUUCUCUCAGGCCCAGCGAGACAAACGGGUGGAAGACGUGAUUGCGGAGCUGCGGCUGCGGCAGUGCGCCAACACCCGCGUGGGCAACACAUACGUACGCGGGGUGUCCGGGGGCGAGCGCCGAAGAGUGAGCAUCGGGGUGCAGCUCCUGUGGAACCCAGGAAUCCUCAUCCUGGAUGAACCCACUUCCGGCCUCGACAGCUUCACCGCUCACAACCUGGUGAGAACUUUGUCCCGCCUGGCCAAAGGCAACAGGCUGGUGCUCAUCUCCCUCCACCAGCCUCGCUCUGACAUCUUCAGGCUAUUUGACCUGGUCCUUCUGAUGACGUCUGGCACCCCUAUCUACCUGGGGGUGGCACAGCACAUGGUGCAGUACUUUACAUCAAUUGGCUACCCUUGUCCUCGCUACAGCAACCCUGCUGACUUCUACGUGGACUUGACGAGCAUUGACAGGCGCAGCAAAGAACAGGAGGUGGCCACCAUGGAGAAGGCUCGAUUACUUGCAGCCUUGUUCCUAGAAAAAGUGCAAGGCUUUGACGACUUUCUGUGGAAAGCUGAGGCAAAGAGUCUCGACACAGGCACCUAUGCAGUCAGCCAGACCCUCACACAGGACACCAACUGUGGAACUGCUGCUGAGCUGCCCGGGAUGAUACAGCAGUUUACCACCCUGAUCCGUCGUCAGAUUUCCAAUGACUUCCGGGACUUGCCCACCCUGUUCAUCCAUGGAGCAGAAGCCUGCCUGAUGUCUCUCAUCAUUGGCUUCCUUUACUACGGCCACGCAGACAAGCCGCUCUCCUUCAUGGACAUGGCAGCCCUCCUGUUCAUGAUAGGAGCACUCAUUCCUUUUAAUGUCAUUCUGGAUGUCGUCUCCAAAUGUCACUCGGAGCGGUCGCUGCUGUACUAUGAACUGGAGGACGGACUGUACACUGCUGGUCCUUAUUUCUUUGCCAAGGUCCUCGGUGAGCUGCCAGAGCACUGUGCCUAUGUCAUCAUCUAUGGGAUGCCCAUCUACUGGCUGACCAACCUGCGGCCAGGGCCUGAGCUCUUCCUCCUGCACUUCAUGCUUCUGUGGCUGGUGGUGUUCUGCUGCAGGACCAUGGCCCUGGCCGCCUCUGCCAUGCUGCCCACCUUCCACAUGUCCUCCUUCUGCUGCAACGCUCUCUACAACUCCUUCUACCUUACGGCUGGCUUCAUGAUAAACUUGAACAACCUGUGGAUAGUACCUGCAUGGAUUUCCAAGAUGUCGUUCCUCCGGUGGUGCUUCUCAGGGCUGAUGCAGAUUCAGUUUAAUGGACACAUUUACACCACGCAGAUCGGCAACCUCACCUUCUCCGUCCCCGGAGACGCGAUGGUCACUGCCAUGGACCUGAACUCACAUCCUCUUUAUGCGAUCUACCUCAUCGUCAUUGGCAUCAGCUGUGGCUUCCUGUCCCUGUAUUAUCUGUCCUUGAAGUUCAUCAAACAGAAGUCAAUUCAAGAUUGGUGAUGUUCAGCCUUGCUUCCACUGGUGGGACCCUUCUGCCUGGGCUGGCCGCCUCCUGAGGAGCCCGACUGAGGACAAUGAUCCCACAGAUCUCAAGCAGCAUCGGCGUCUUGGUGCUGCAGUGGCACAGGUCAGCCACAGGAUGGCAGUAGAAUAAAGACAGUUGAGAGGUUUCUGCUCACAGGCCUGGGCUUGUGAAACAGGUACUUCGUGAACCUGUAACGUUGCUCAUUCAUUUUAUAUCUCUAUAUAAACAACCCAGUAUGGAAUGGGAACCAAUUAUUUAUGAAUUGAGUAGCUAGGCUAUGCAGAGACUUGUGGAACCCCGAGAGGAUAGUGGUCUGUAGCAAAACAUUUAGCUUUCUCCACCAAUCUCACCCUGUUAAGCCGCUCCCGAUACAGAGGGUGACCUAAAACUGACUAGAAAUGUCCUCUCUUAUCUCUGUGUGGCUCCAUGGACUUCCAGAGUCGGACAGCUGAGAGCUAAGAGUAUCUACUCCAUGGUGGGUGUGGUAUAAAGAGUAGUGUGUGGCUACUGUCGUUUCUUCAACCCACUGAUAGCGGGCACCCUGCCAUAUCGGUGCCACACCGUGGCAAAGACUAAUCCAGUUGUCUUAGCUUACAAGCUGCUUUGUGGUGGAAUCAAAAAGACCUCGAGGCCUCUGGGAGUUACAGAGCAAAAGAUCGGGCCUGAGAUGUUUCUAGAAACAGUUUGCCGUUUGUGUGAGCUCUGCGGCCUCAGAGUUGCACCCCCUAGCUGGGGCUCAGGAUGAGCUUUGAACCUUCCACAGUGGCUGGUGGAUGGGCUGCCGCACAUCCAGGUUGAAUGGUUCAUGCCUGUGUCGAGGACCCACUGACUCAAAGCACAGAGCUGGGAGGGGCUGGUUCCCAGAGGAAAACGAGUCUGGAACUGAAAGAAACAGCAGGGGUGGGGGUGUUUGAGGCUGGGAGUGAUGUUCUCCACUGGUUCCCCAGGUCCUGACUGCAUCCAGUGUAGUUCCUGGCAGCUUCAUGACAUCACUGGAUGCCGAUGAGGGAGGCAGAAUCCCAGGCCUGCCCAGACUCAGGGACUCAGUGUCCGAGUGUCCAGAUUACACUGGUGACUAGAGUGCAGGCCCCAGUGUGAGCAGCGGCUCCUUAGCACACUGUCCUUUCCCUGCUCCCUGGCCUCAGGAAGUCUACACAGCUCUGUUGCCACCAUCCAUUACACAGAUGUCACUCAAGAGCCACAGAAGCCUCAUCCAGAGCAGAGUCAAAAGUACCCUCCGAUUGUUUCUUUCGGUUUGGAAUAGUUAGCUCCUCAGAGCCCCCUGACUUUCUAAGGUAGCUUUCAGUUUGGAUUUAUCUGGUGCAUUUCUCAAUAGAAUCCAGACUGGGUCCCCUUUGCUCAGAAUAUCCAGAAAUGGAAUUGGUUUUUCCCUGAGUGCGUCCUGUCAGGUGGCCCAUGGUUUCCACUUGCUACACUAACGACUUUGACUGCCUGACAGAAAGCAGGUCUGCUGGGCCCCUCCACGUUCCUCUGUUCCCUCUUUUUAUAAUUAAUAAAGCUUUGGAUUCCUGGAGACCAUGCCUUGCUCAUUCCUUACCCACCCUCCAUACUCCCUGAGUUGGUGCUAUAUAUAAAUGACACACUUGUGGAAUCCCCUUUUAAUUUAGCAAGUUGCAAUCCGUUGCUCUCAUUAGUUUCGGUGCUUGAAUUGUUCCUGACUUAGCCAGUGGGAUACUCAAGUUGGCUUCUAUAUCUUCCUAGUCACGUUCCUGUCAUCACUGGGGACUCCGACAAAACAAAGUAUUUGGGAAUCAUCCCGAAUUUUCCCAGCUCAGCCCUGGGAUUGAAUGCGUCUCUGUAGAAUCUUUUUAGUGGGAAAAAGAUAGUUUGAAGCCCAGAUGUGACUGAGUCUGCUCUGCUGCUGUACAUUGCUGCUUCAGGACUCUCAGUGGGCAGUGAGUGACCACGUGUGCAUAUGUGCAUGUGUGUACUCAGUCCUAACUGCAUAUAUGCUCAUGUACACACUCUGUAGUUCACCCGGGUGACCACGUGUGCAUAUGUGCAUGUGUGUACUCAGUCCUAACUGCAUAUAUGCUCAUGUACACACUCUGUACAGGGCCUCCAGCCCAUCCCGUACUCCCUCCCCAGAUCCUGGCUCUAUUUUGGUAACCCACUAUCUUUAGGCCUGGAUGGAGAAGUGUGGAAGAGAAGGAAGGUUGGCAGCCAUCUGCCUUUGUAAAUUCGUCACUUGUGCUGUGGUACCGAAACCCAGGCAGUUGCUGGUUCUUCAGUUUGUCCCCAGAGCAGUUCUCCAUCACAUCAUCGCUGGUGUUGAUGCACCCUAGACUCUAACUCCAUGGGUUCGUUUGGUUGAAAAGUGUUCUUUAGAGCACACAAGGCCUGGGAAGAGUAAGACCCAACACUAGGGGCACCAAUACUAUCCAGUGCUCCUUAUUCUUCGCUGCAAAGGAGCAGAAUUUUCUUGUGGGUUGUAAAUUUUUGCUGUUAAGGAUAAAUAUUUUAGGCUGUCAUAGCCAUAGAACCUGUCAGUACGCUGUGCUGGUGUGAAAACUGCCCCAACCACAGUAGAAUGUGGAGGAUGUGGGUAUGCUUCAAUAAAACGACUUACAGAAGCAUUCAGCUCCUGGACUUGGCCUGAGGCUGCAGCUUGCAGACUCUUGAUCCAAAGAUGAAGGUUUUAAAAUGUGCACUGU
This is a messenger RNA of Rattus norvegicus (Norway rat), 4829 nucleotides long. It is a transcript of the gene Abcg8, whose product is annotated as ATP binding cassette subfamily G member 8. Gene Ontology annotation, molecular function: cholesterol transfer activity; ATP hydrolysis activity; ABC-type transporter activity. Gene Ontology annotation, cellular component: ATP-binding cassette (ABC) transporter complex; signaling receptor complex; apical plasma membrane. Gene Ontology annotation, biological process: negative regulation of intestinal phytosterol absorption; cholesterol homeostasis; cholesterol efflux. The transcript is spliced from 13 exons. Lineage: Eukaryota; Metazoa; Chordata; Mammalia; Rodentia; Muridae. Bases 111 to 2129 code for a protein of 672 amino acids. The record is from RefSeq and is marked provisional.